This is a messenger RNA of Solea senegalensis (Senegalese sole), 4086 nucleotides long. Its product is annotated as sodium-dependent neutral amino acid transporter SLC6A17-like. Gene Ontology annotation, biological process: sodium ion transmembrane transport; L-leucine transport; glycine transport. Gene Ontology annotation, cellular component: synaptic vesicle; plasma membrane. Bases 182 to 2587 code for a protein of 801 amino acids. The record is from RefSeq and is a predicted model, not a curated record. The transcript has 11 exons. NCBI's taxonomy places the organism in Eukaryota, Metazoa, Chordata, Actinopteri, Pleuronectiformes, Soleidae.
CAAUAUGCAGGAUUGUGAGUUAUUUGAAACCUAAAACUCACGUCCCUGCUGAUGUAAAUAGAAACGUACAUGUGUGGUAAAUUGCCUCCUGUCUUCUCGAUGUCCUAAACCACAAUCCAAGAUAGAAAUGGAGGAAUAAUGGUGUCAAUGUGUGUGUUAAAGCUUACAAUGAAGUGUACUAAUGAAAUACAAUGUUCUAUCUGUUUUCUCUUUCAGGACUGACGUCAAACACCUGAGAUCCAAAAGACGGCCUUCAUCAUCUGUCCACCUCUUUUCUAUCACUCAUUCCUACCAGUCGUUCUCGCUCUCUCUUUCUUCUCUCUUUCACCCCCACCUCCCCCCCAAUCCCCGACCCUCGGCCUCCCUCAUGCCUAAGAACAGCAAGGUGACGCAGCGCGCCCAGAGCCAUGAGCACGUCACAGAGUCUGUGGCUGACCUGCUCGCACACGAGGAGCCGCUGGACCACAAGAGCAGCUCGCUGAACGUGGGAGAAGCUGCUGGGAAGAAAGUCCCGCAGAUAGAGUUGCCUGAAAAUGAUGGACGCCCGGCCUGGAACAACAAAAUGGAGUACAUCCUGGCCCAGGUGGGCUUCUCUGUGGGACUUGGCAACGUGUGGCGCUUCCCUUACCUGUGCCAGAAGAAUGGAGGAGGUGCAUAUCUGGUUCCAUACUUUAUCCUCCUCCUCAUCAUUGGAAUCCCACUCUUCUUCUUGGAGCUCGCCGUGGGUCAGAAGAUCCGACGUGGGAGCAUCGGCGUGUGGAACUACGUGUGUCCUCGUCUGGGUGGAAUAGGGAUGUCAAGUCUGAUGGUGUGUGGCUUUGUGGGCCUCUACUAUAACGUGAUCAUUGGCUGGAGCAUCUUCUACUUCUUCCAGUCCUUUCAGUAUCCUCUGCCAUGGAGCGAAUGUCCAUUCAGAAAGAAUGGGACAAUUGCAAUCGUGGAGCCAGAGUGUGACAAAAGCUCGGCGACGACCUACUUCUGGUACCGUCAGACUCUGAACACGACCAGCACCAUUGCAGAGAGCGGAGGCCUCAACGUCAAAAUGACUCUGUCUCUGUUUGUGGGCUGGAUCAUCGUCUGCCUUGCCGUCAUUAAAGGAAUCGCCUCCUCUGGGAAGGUGAUGUACUUCAGCUCUCUUUUCCCUUAUGUGGUCCUCUUCUGUUUCCUGGUCAGAGGCUUAAUGCUGAAGGGAUCUGUGGACGGUAUUGCUCACAUGUUCACUCCCAAGCUGGAGAAGAUGCUGGAGCCUCAGGUGUGGAGGGAAGCAGCCACCCAGGUCUUUUUCGCCCUGGGUCUGGGCUUCGGAGGAGUCAUAGCUUUCUCCAGUUACAACAAGAUUGACAACAACUGUCACUUUGACGCUGUUCUCGUCUCGUUCAUCAACUUCUUCACCUCCAUUCUGGCCACUCUGGUGGUGUUCGCCGUCCUGGGCUUCAAAGCUAACCUCAUGAACGAGAAGUGUGUCGCCGAGAAUGCUGAGAAGAUCCUGGGAUACCUGAACUCAGACGUUCUGAGUCAUGAUCUCAUCCCGCCACAUGUGAACUUCACCCAUCUCACCACAUCAGACUACGCUGAGUUGUACGGCAUCAUCAAGGCGGUCAAAGAGGGCGGCUUCGCCCAGCUGGGUCUGGAGCCUUGUGUCCUUGAGGAUGAACUCAACAAGGCCGUCCAGGGCACCGGUCUGGCCUUCAUUGCCUUCACGGAAGCAAUGACCCAUUUCCCAGCAUCUCCUUUCUGGUCGGUCAUGUUCUUCUUCAUGCUCAUUAACCUCGGUCUGGGCAGCAUGAUUGGCACCAUGACCGGCAUCACUACACCCAUCCUUGAUGCCUACAAGGUCCAGCGGGAGCUUUUAACAGUGGGUUGCUGCAUCGUGGCCUUCCUGUGUGGUCUGCUGUUUGUUCAGCGCUCGGGGAAUUACUUUGUGACCAUGUUUGACGAUUAUUCUGCUGGUCUGCCUCUCACCAUCGUGGUCAUCCUGGAAAACCUGUCCGUCGCUUGGAUCUACGGCACUAAAAGGUUCAUGCAGGACCUGGAGGACAUGCUGGGUUUCAGGCCGUGCAUGAUCUAUUUCUACCUGUGGAAGUACGUCUCCCCGUUCUGUCUCAUCGUUCUCAUCUCCGCCACUGUUAUUGAGAUGACGAUCAGUCCACCAGGAUACAACGCCUGGGUCCAAGAGCUGGCUCGGGAACAGUUCCAGAGCUACCCUCCGUGGGCCCUCGCCAUGUGCUUUGCUCUCAUCGUCGUGGCCAUGCUCCCUCUCCCCAUCGUCUUCAUCGCUCGUCACUUCAACCUGAUGUCUGACGGCUCCAACAAGCUCUCCGUCUCCUACCGUAAAACCAUGAUGAAGGACAUCUCCAACCUGGAGGAGCAGGACGAGUCCAGGUUCAUCCUCAGCGCCAAGGCCGGUGGGCCGCCGUCCUCGGUCCCGGCACACAAGUCCUACCUCACUCCAGGGAAGAACAAACCGCUGGACCCAAACUCCCUGUCUCCACACAGCUGCUACGGCACGAGCUACCAAAACGCUGCCAUCAGCCCCACCACGCCAACGACACCAACCACGCCUGUAACACCAGAGUGUGACUCUUGACUGCUAUUCAAACUCCCUGUAGCACAGUUUAACUUUCAGCCAUAAAGUCUCCACCAAGGAUGCGCUGCAAACGCAGAGAGUCUCCAACACUGCCCUGCUAACACAAAACUCUAUGUAGUCGUCCAGUUAAUCUAAGCACACGCUUCCCAUAAUGACACCAGAAAAUACCCCCAUGGUUCCCGGCACCUGCGAGUGUUAAAGCAGGAAAAACCUUUUUUAUUUUUAUUUUUUUUUAAAUAAUCACAUUGUUUAAGUUCUUUGCCUUACAGUAUAAGAACCCGGAGCAGACGUAGCCCUAAAGGUACGAAUGUAGGUGACACUGAAUGAAUGUGAGUUUAAUCCUUUUCCAUCACCAUGUUUAAACAGACAGUAUAUGCAGAGGCUAUAAGAAUGUUCAACAUAGAGUGUCUUAUAUCCUUUCUUUUCAGCACAGCCUAUAAAGGCACUCCUAUGUGUUUCUAUAUAAACACACAGGAGCAAAAAAAAGUACUCAAAAUGAUGAAAAUCAGAUUAAAUUUGUGAAAUACGUCACAGUUCAAAGUUCACUUUUAUGAACAAAAAGAAAAGAAAAACACGUCUAUUUUGUGACUUCUGCACAAUUAUUGCUUCUUUAUAUCGCGACUAAAAAUGCAGUAUGAAAUGAAUCAUAACUUCAACACACACACACACACAGGAGUUGUGUAUUAUUCCCACGGGUGCACCUGCGGCACAGAUCCGUGCCGCGUGAGCACUAAGGGUUAAUUAUUUCCAGGUUUAAAGCCAUACACAGUCAUUUAUUUCCUAUUCCACAGUAUGCAGUCAUUUCAGUACGGGUCUGAACCGAGCGUUGACCUUUCACCUCUGUUCUGCUGCUCUGAAACUCUCAUCAUGUUGACAGUGUGUGCUCUAAUUCAUGUUCUAUACGUUUUGUUUUGGGUUCAUCUUCAUCAUCAGUAUAUCACUAUAGCAAUAUAACAUAGUAGAAUAUUGAUUUGUAUUGUCUUAAGGAACUAAAAAAAUCUCACACAUUAUUAAUAUAAUAUUAUUUAAUUCAGGUUUUCCCACCAAAGAGUGACAGGUAAAUAACGUAAAAACUUGAAGUCUUUAUGUAUUUAUAUGUGAGGAAAAGUGAAGAGAGCUCAUUUGAACAUAAACAGACCGGAAGCACAACUUACUUGUUUCUUAAACGCCUUUGAUGUGGUUCAGAUUCUCUUCCUGCGAAAGUGAAAAAGAGAUUUUACACAACGACUGUGCACUGCCCCGAGCUGAUUACUAACAAUCAUCAACGCACAAAUAAAAAACUUAAAUAACAACGUUCCACAUACUGAAUAAGUAAUAGAGCACAAAUUGAGAUUCACUGACGAUGAGUGAAUGUGAAGCAAACUUCACUAUCAAGUGAACUUGACAGUAUGAACUUAUUCAGUAUAACGGAGACUCGUCACAUGCUCAUGUGCAGCUUAUGCUCAACACAAAUGUGCUUUUUUGCUUAUUUUAACCAUAAAAGUUCCAGAAAGACCAUU